Mucor velutinosus is the source of this 522-nucleotide messenger RNA. RefSeq lists its product as uncharacterized. The transcript has 2 exons. Bases 1 to 522 code for a protein of 173 amino acids. The record is from RefSeq and is a predicted model, not a curated record. NCBI's taxonomy places the organism in Eukaryota, Fungi, Mucoromycota, Mucoromycetes, Mucorales, Mucoraceae.
AUGGAAGUCAAGAAUUCUUGCGUUUGUGGUCCUUUGAUCCAACUCUGGACACUCUUGCUAAGACCCUCCACCCUUUGGUCCUUGGGUAUUGUCAAGUUUCUGUUGGCCUUUCAAUGGAAGCAAGCUCUCACUAAAAGGGCUGACAAGACCAAGCUGCAGGAUGUCUUGGCUAUCUAUGGCAACUGCAAAGCAUACUCUCGUUUGGGUGUUGAAGGUUACCUGUCUACGAUUGACCAAAUCAUCGCUGAUCGCCACGCUGCCUGCAGGGUCUUGUACAACUACUGCAUCCAAAACAAAGCCGAUCCUGCGUUUGUUUCCAUUGCUCCCAAGACAUAUUUCCUCGCACAUCUGGUGGCUGGCAUUCAUCGCUUUGGUCCUGCGGUAAAUUUUGAGAGAGAGCACGGUGAACAGCACAACAAGUCCAUCUGCGAGAAGAUUGUUCGUACUAGUCGCCAAGUAGUAUCGAGAGAUGUUGCUGUCAAUGUUGUAGUCUACCUUGUUCAUAUUCAGUUUGAAAUUUAG